Messenger RNA from Culicoides brevitarsis, 936 nucleotides. RefSeq names its product casein kinase II subunit beta. The coding region runs from base 122 to 763 and encodes 213 amino acids. The transcript has 5 exons. The record is from RefSeq and is a predicted model, not a curated record. Gene Ontology annotation, molecular function: protein kinase regulator activity. Gene Ontology annotation, cellular component: cytoplasm; protein kinase CK2 complex. NCBI's taxonomy places the organism in Eukaryota, Metazoa, Arthropoda, Insecta, Diptera, Ceratopogonidae.
AAACAUUUUUUAUGAUAUUUUCAUAUUUCCAUUCAAAAAUUAAGUUGAUUAAAAAUUUUAUUACAAUUCAAACACCAAAUCAUUAGUGUGCACACAUCUUACGAAUUAAAAUACAUGAAAAAUGAGUAGCUCUGAGGAGGUAUCAUGGAUUUCUUGGUUUUGUGGAUUACGGGGCAAUGAGUUUUUUUGUGAAGUGGACGAGGACUAUAUUCAGGAUAAGUUUAACUUAACUGGAUUAAAUGAACAAGUACCAAACUAUAGACAAGCGCUAGACAUGAUUUUGGAUCUAGAACCAGAAGAUGAGCUUGAAGAUAAUCCAAACCAAUCGGAUUUAAUAGAGCAGGCAGCCGAAAUGCUUUAUGGUUUGAUUCAUGCUCGCUAUAUUUUGACUAACCGAGGUAUUGCUCAAAUGAUUGAAAAAUACCAAAGUGGUGACUUUGGACACUGUCCACGUGUGUAUUGUGAGAGUCAGCCCAUGUUGCCUUUGGGUUUAUCAGAUGUUCCUGGCGAAGCUAUGGUUAAGUCCUACUGCCCUAAAUGCGUUGAUGUUUACACACCAAAAUCUUCUCGUCAUCACCACACAGAUGGUGCUUAUUUUGGCACUGGUUUCCCUCAUAUGCUUUUCAUGGUACAUCCCGAAUAUCGCCCAAAACGACCAGCGAAUCAGUUUGUUCCAAGAUUAUACGGAUUCAAAAUUCAUUCAUUAGCUUAUCAAAUUCAGCUACAGGCAGCGGCCAACUUUAAAGCACCUUUGCGCGGGUGAAACGACCCCAUUCGCAGUAAAAGAUAUCAUCUGAAGUAAUCAAGAAGUCCAUACAGAGUAAUUAUCAUACUUACACUAUAAUAAAGAGUUGCGAAAAGUUCUUUGUAUUGAAACACAAAUAAAAUGCAUAUGUCAUGAUUAAAUAAAAUGUUAAACAAUAAACAAUUAAAAUA